This is a messenger RNA of Volvox carteri f. nagariensis, 717 nucleotides long. RefSeq lists its product as uncharacterized. The transcript is spliced from 6 exons. Lineage: Eukaryota; Viridiplantae; Chlorophyta; Chlorophyceae; Chlamydomonadales; Volvocaceae. The record is from RefSeq and is a predicted model, not a curated record. Bases 1 to 717 code for a protein of 238 amino acids.
AUGCAGCCGGGCACAAACAAACGAACACGGAAAUUCUAUCUCCGCUGCCAAGCCAGAUCCUGCAAACGACGUCACAACCGCCUCGACGACAACUACAAAAACAAACGCACGCAUUCGCCAUCACCAGACAGGGCAAACAAGCGCCAAGAGAUCACGGCUGAUGACCCGCCAGCCACGCCACUGUCUGCCAGCAGCGCCGGUGCAUCAACCACCACCACACAAAACACGCCCAGCACACCGCGGCCGGAUAUGAGCAUGGUGCUCGCCGCAACCGCGGGAUCAGAGGACCUGCCAGACAGGCUCCACCGUAUGAAGCGCUUGAAGAAGGGUACGCUGUACAAGGCUAUCUUUGGAUGGGAGCACAAGGGCUUCAACAACGACCUGCCACUCCCAGCCAGCCGCAUCGUCAUCAUUCUUAUCGAUGACGAGCGCCUCAAGGACAUCCUCAACCGCUUUGGCAACUACUUUGGACGGGCGUUGUCCUUCUACAAUGUCAUCCGCUUGGAUGACGACCGCACAUACACGGACCUCCUCGACAACCUCGGCAGCACUGCUAAAGUCAUUUACAGCAUGGUCCCCACCACCCGGUGGAAACUACUCGAUCCCCCCUACCUCCCCAUGGCCAGAGUUGUCCCAUCCACCGUCCGGCUCAUCACGGUGAGCAUGUUGGCCAUAGCCGCACGCUGGACUAUUGCGUCGAUGCUUUGCAGUAAAUAA